UCAUUUAUACACCUGGGUGCAGAGAGGUACCGUGAGAGCAAAGUGUCUUGCCCAAGAACACAACACAAGGUCCCCAGCUAAGGCUCACACUCGGACCGCUCGCUCCGGAAUUGAACGCACUAACCAUGAGGCCACCUCGCCUCCCGGAAAACCGAGCCAUUUCUAACUAAAACUAAAACGUUCGCUAGAUCGCUGGGUCCUCUCUGGACUCCACUUAAAGCUAUGUUAAUAGUGAAAGGAAAAGGCGUAUUGUACCCUUCUUACCAAUUUUCGACGUACUAGCACCUGGGCUCUGAAAUUCGUGCAAGUUUGCACGAAAAAGAAUGCAUCCUAAUCACACCCGCCGCAUGAGCAAGCGAUGUGAUUGGCCCGCGGUCUUCAGCAACAAUAAAACCACAUGUUCUACAGGACUAAAACAAAACGCUUUCUGCUUGUGCCAAAUCGAGAAAAUAAAUAAUUCAACUCCUUAAACCACAGUCAUGUAGCUAUUAUCAAUUGCAUUAAAGAAUACAAAGCAAAUGAACCUUUUGAAAGCCGGAAAGUAUGAGGGUUCGAGUGUUACUAGCGGUGUUCUGUUGCUUUCUUUCUUGUGGAAUUUCGAAAGAUUCGGAAAAGAAAGCGACAAAAUUUACCAAGCCAUGCUUUAACGAAGAUGAACUUCUAAACUAUUGCACGGAUCCUAUGGAAGCGUGUCACGAGGAACAAGGACAUGAAAUACAACUGCUGCGGCUAGAUGGAGUUGAGAAAGGUCACGUUAGAUGGGUGGAACGGGAGAAAGGAAAAAAAUAUCAGAUGAUAACUAGAGCCAUGAAGCCUCUUCUAUUUGAAAUUCCAGAUUUCCUGUCGGAUGAGGAGUGUGAGCACAUCAUCGUGAGACAUUUCGCCCAAAAACGGAAACUUUUAUUCAUGAGAGAGGAUGAAGUCCCUGGGAUGUUUAAGCGUCUGGAAUUAUCUGAAAGUCUGCAAGAUGGUAAACUAAGCCGCGAGGCUUUCUACAAGGUUAACAUUAAGAAAAUCCUGUGGUAUAUGGAUUUCCUGAAAGAAAAAAGUCCUCGACACAGGCCCCGGUACAGCCAGCAGGCUUGGUUACGACAGGACAAAAACGCUGACCCGAUUUUGAGGCGUUUGCUCGAAAGAAUUACUAAAUUAACACAGUUACCGAGAAAGCUCAUACAGGGAAGCGAGUGGAUGCAGGUUGUCCAGUAUGACCCGUAUGGGCAUUAUCACGGCCACCUGGAUUCCAACCCAUUUGAAAACCCGGUUAUCCCUUGCUGUCACCAGAAUCACUUUAAAAAGCCCGAGUGUCGAGUAUGCAGAUUCAUAACAAUAUUGUAUUACCUUAACAACGUGGAAGAAGGAGGAGAGACGGCCUUCCUGAUAGCAGAUAACUCUACAAUCACACCAGACGAAUUGGAAAGCCCCAACGCUACCACGGACGAAUUUAACUUGAGCGUCAACUGUCACUUGGCAAAUCUUGUUCUGCCUCCCAAGAAAGGCACUGCUAUCAUGUGGUACAACAACUUUAUUGACCCGGACAGCGGUCUUCUAGGAUCUGUAGAUCGCUACUCGCUUCACGGUGGAUGUGACGUCAUC
Molecule: messenger RNA, 1593 nt
Organism: Orbicella faveolata
Lineage: Eukaryota; Metazoa; Cnidaria; Anthozoa; Scleractinia; Merulinidae
Product: transmembrane prolyl 4-hydroxylase-like
Biological process (GO): peptidyl-proline hydroxylation to 4-hydroxy-L-proline
Cellular component (GO): endoplasmic reticulum
Molecular function (GO): L-ascorbic acid binding; iron ion binding; calcium ion binding
Source: RefSeq, a predicted model, not a curated record